This is a messenger RNA of Acytostelium subglobosum LB1, 3702 nucleotides long. RefSeq lists its product as hypothetical. Lineage: Eukaryota; Evosea; Eumycetozoa; Acytosteliales; Acytosteliaceae. The annotation marks the transcript as partial. The record is from RefSeq and is a predicted model, not a curated record. Gene Ontology annotation, cellular component: endoplasmic reticulum membrane. Gene Ontology annotation, molecular function: ATP binding; ATP hydrolysis activity; P-type ion transporter activity. Gene Ontology annotation, biological process: intracellular calcium ion homeostasis. The transcript is spliced from 3 exons.
CACAAGUGUCAUCAAAUUAGGAGUGGACCAGGAAUACAGUCAAAGUCAAUAGCGUCGAUUAGACUCUAUAGAAGGAAGCCACCAUUGUUUCAUCUCAAUGUCAUUCCUUUUGUAGUACUCUACGCUUACUUAAUAUACCUUUAUACGAUAGCUGAACCAUUAUCACUUCCAUUGUCUACGAUAUCAAACUCAACAAAUACGACAACGACAACGACAACUCAACUUCACAAUGAGACCAUUGACACAGCAGCAGCAGCGGCGGCAGCAACAACAAUAGAUCAGACACUAGUGAAUAAUGAUACAUCGAUCAACACAAACAAAACAGAUACAGACUCAACAACAGCAAACCCUUCAGUAUCAUUGGAGGGACCAGACUUUUAUUUGUUCCUUCUUGGAUUGGCCGCCUGCUUCCAUGUUAUCUCACAGCUGUUCAAGUACUGGUCGGUGGAGUACUGCGCCUUUGUCUCAAUGACGCCCGUGUCGGAUAUCUCUCAGGCGUCCGACGUCAAGGUGACACCGUCGUCGCACGUCGGCUCCAAACAGAUCUGUCCAAUCGUUGUGGACAGCCGCCGACAGAUAUACUUUGAGUUCCAGAAGCGCAAGUUCACGUACGAUCCCGACACUCGACAGUUCCGUCGCAUCAAGCUGAUCGUGCCCGCAAGCAGCACCGAAGAGCUGCUCAAGCUGCGUGGCUACGAUACGGCCGAGUCCCUCCAGCAGGCACAGUCACAGUUUGGCAACAACCGAUUCGAUAUACCUCUGCCAUCCUUCUGGCACCUCUACCAGGAGCAGGCCAUUGCACCAUUCUUUGUCUUCCAAGUCUUCUGUGUCCUCCUCUGGUGUCUUGAGGAGUAUGUCCUCUACUGUCUCUUCACACUCUUCAUGCUCCUAAUGUUUGAAGCCACCGUAGUCAAAUCCAGACUGAGAAACUUGAUGUCAUUGCGAGAGAUGAGUAGCAAACCAUCUUACCCUGUGUAUGUGUACAGAGUGAACACUUGGAAACAGAUCGACUCGACUGAGAUCAUUCCAGGUGAUAUUGUGUCAGUUGGAAGAGGCACGACUGAAGCCAACUCAACAAUGCCAUGCGAUCUUUUGUUGUUGGCCGGUGGUUGCGUCGUCAAUGAAGCCAUGUUGACGGGCGAGUCCACUCCUCAUCACAAGGAGUCCAUCCAAGACAGGAGCAUCAGCAAGUCACCAUCGAUCGAUCUCAAGAACGACAAGUUACACAUCCUCUACGGUGGAACGCAGGUUGUUCAGCACAACGGUCCAGCCGACCGUCUCAACUCCAAGGUGCCCAAGUCUCCAGAUAAGGGCUGUAUCUGUUUUGCGCUCAAGACUGGCUUUGACACCAAUCAGGGCAGUCUGAUGCGUACGAUCUGGUUCUCAUCUGAGCGUGUCACUGCCAACAACAAGGAGAGUUUCUUCUUUAUCAUCUUCUUGUUGAUCUUUGCCAUUGCCGCGUCAGUCUACCUGUUCAUCAGAGGAUACGAGGACGAGGAGAGGAACAGAUACAAGCUCAUCUUGCAUUGCAUCAUGGUCAUCACGUCGGUCGUCCCACCUGAGCUCCCAAUGGAGCUGUCGCUGGCCGUCAACAACUCUUUGAUUGCUCUCGUUCGUCUUGGUAUCUACUGUACCGAGCCAUUCAGGAUUCCAUUCGCAGGCAAGGUGGAUAUUUGCUGCUUCGACAAGACUGGCACACUCACCACCGACGACCUCAUCCUCCAGGGUGUUGCCUGUUGUCCAAAAUCAUUGGACAAUGAGCAAGAGGGCAGCAGCAACUCAACGACAACUUCGACAUCAGGACCAAGCGCACUCACUGCCCCAGCAGACAUCCCCAUUGUUAUCCAUUACAUCUUGGCUGGAUGCCACUCGUUGGUACACAUUGAUGGCAAGCUUGUUGGAGACCCAAUGGAGACAGCAUCACUCAAGUCCAUUCCAUGGAGCUGCAAAGGCGACGUCUCGGCACACCACCGCAAGAAGGUGAUCAUCGAGAUCAUCAAUCGUUAUCUCUUCUCUUCGGACCUGAAGAGAAUGUCGACAGUGGCAUCAGUCAAUCAAGAUGGACACGUCUCUCAUUACGCCUUUAUCAAGGGUGCACCAGAGGUACUCAGGCCAUUCUUCAGGGCGGGCUCCAUUACCAACGACUAUGAGUCCACCUACAAGCUCUUCUCAAGACAGGGCGCACGUGUGAUUGCACUUGGCUACAAGAGGAUCCAGUCGGACAACAUGUCUACGAUGAAGCAGAUCCAGCGUGAGGAGACUGAGCGCGACUUGGAGUUUGGAGGAUUCCUCAUUUUUGAUUGCCCACUCAAGCCAGACUCGAAGGAGGCCAUUGAGAAGCUGUCCAGUUCUGCUCACUCAAUCGUAAUGAUCACGGGUGACAACAGUCUGACAGCGUGCCACGUUGCCAAGCAGCUGGGCAUCCAGAACCCUCAACAACCAACGUUGAUCCUCAACUCUGAUGUUGAUGGCAAGAAUGCCAAGUGGAUCUCAGUCGAUGAGACCGUAACAUUGGCACUCGAUACGAACAACAUCAAGCACUUGCAGACACUCAGAUCGCAAUACAACCUUGGCGUGUCAGGACAGACCCUGUCGCUGAUAAUGAACAAUGCCAAACUUGAGAAGGAUCUGUUCAUGGUUCAGGUGUUUGCCAGAGUGUCACCGGAGCAGAAGCAGUUGAUCCUUACCAACUUCAAGGUCAAUGGACAUCACACUGUGAUGGCUGGCGACGGUACCAAUGACGUUGGUGCACUCAAGCAGGCACAUGUCGGUAUUGCUAUCCUCAACAAGGGUGACCUUCCUCCUCCCAGAGUGAUUGAUACCAGUCCAGCCACUAACACAAGCCACCACGCCCAACAGAUGAGACAAUUGCAAGCACAACAACAACAGAACAAAUCAAAGAGUGUAAGUGCAAUGGAUUUGACUAGGAAGCUCCAGGAGGAUAUGAAGGACCAAGAGUUGCAGAUGGUUAAGUUGGGCGAUGCUUCGAUUGCAGCACCAUUCACAUCAAGGAGCUCAAGAGUGAUGCCAGUCACACAUAUCAUCAGACAGGGUAGAUGUACACUGGUCACAACAUUCCAAAUGUACAAGAUCCUUGCCCUCAACUCAUUGAUCUCUGCCUACAGUUUGUCAGUGCUCUAUUUGGAUGGUGUGAAGCUUGGAGACACUCAGAUCACACUCGCAGGAAUGCUGAUUGCCAUGUGCUUCCUGUUCAUCUCAACCUCGAAGCCUCUGGAGAAGCUUGCCGCUAAGCGACCAAACCCCAACCUGUUCAGUCCAUACAUGAUGCUGUCCAUCCUGUUGCAGUUUGUACUUCAUCUUGGCUGUCUGAUAUUCAUUGUGCGCGAAGCUCAAGCACGCUCCGAGGGCACCAUGCCCAAGCCAGACUCGACAUUCGAACCAAACCUAGUCAACAGCGCCGUCUUCCUCAUCUCCAACGCAAUGCAAGUGGCCACAUUUGCCAUCAACUACAAGGGACACCCCUUCAUGCAGAGUCUGCAAGAGAACAAGCCACUCCUAUAUUCUCUGUCGUCUGUAUGGUUGCUUGGCGCAAUACUCUCGCUCGAGAUCAUCCCAUCAUGGAACACAUUCCUUGAGAUGAUCCCUUUCCCAGACGCACACUUCCGUAUGCUAAUGUUUGGAACCAUUGUCGUCGACCUCGUUGGAGCAUGGAUAAUCGAGAAGCUAUGCUCUGUCAUUUUG